Pochonia chlamydosporia 170 is the source of this 153-nucleotide messenger RNA. RefSeq lists its product as hypothetical. Bases 1 to 153 code for a protein of 50 amino acids. The transcript has a single exon. NCBI's taxonomy places the organism in Eukaryota, Fungi, Ascomycota, Sordariomycetes, Hypocreales, Clavicipitaceae. The record is from RefSeq and is a predicted model, not a curated record.
AUGCAUGUUUGCUCAGACUCACAUCCAACGAUGUCCGGUCGGCAGGUGCAUGUUGCCUCCGCCUUGGCAGCAUGGACAUCGGACGCGGCUACUUUGGCUGGCCGGGACCGACAUCCGCUGCCAACCCACGGCCCGGCCAUGGCCAAGGUAUGA